Molecule: messenger RNA, 4724 nt
Organism: Hippocampus zosterae (dwarf seahorse)
Lineage: Eukaryota; Metazoa; Chordata; Actinopteri; Syngnathiformes; Syngnathidae
Gene: amer2
Product: APC membrane recruitment protein 2
Exons: 1
Coding region: 689-2701 (670 amino acids)
Biological process (GO): regulation of canonical Wnt signaling pathway
Cellular component (GO): plasma membrane
Molecular function (GO): beta-catenin binding; phosphatidylinositol-4,5-bisphosphate binding
Source: RefSeq, a predicted model, not a curated record
AUUAUGAAAACAGUGUUCGCCAUGUUUUUUUUUUGGCACCUCUCACCUUGAAGGAUGACACGCAGGGGACAAAGAAAAAAGAAGAAAAUUUUACAUCAAAGCAUUCAGAAACAAGUUGGGUCAUUGAACUCACAAAUGAACAUCUGAAGAAGAAAUAAAGUUGAACUGGAGUCUGUCGUUACGAUUGUAGCGGUUUAAAAUUUCCUAAAGUGGUCAUCAAAAUUACACAGCUGCUUUUUUCGGGAAAGGAUGAAUUUUCUCAUUAUAUGUAACUAAAAUUGGUGCAACCAUUGAGAAUCUUCAUCUGUGACACAAACAAAGAUGGUAAGGUUUGAAAACUAAUGACUAGUUUUUUUUUUGGGGGGGGGGAGCAACAGUGCCCUGGGGACUGUGAAGGUGGGGUGGGGAGGGGGGUGUAGGACAGACUCUGGCGCCCUGCCAACGUUGUUGAAAGCUGCUUAGCCCACCCUGUUGCCAUGGAUACAGUGAGGAACAGGAGAGAGAGAGAGAGAGAGAAAAGCUGCAGGCAGGCAAUAAAGACAGCCAGAGUGGGAGCGAAAGAGCUGUUGGAAGCAGCGUGGAGAGAGAGAGAGAGAGAGGGAGAGUGGAUGUGCAGUCAGAGAAAGCCCAAAGGGAGUAGCAAAGUGCUCGUGGGAGACCCCAGAGCGGGAAGCCGUAAAGCCACACAAUGGAGCUGCAGACGGAGUGUGCGGAUCCUACUGCGGCCCCUCCGUGUGACCCCCAGCCCACCGGGAAGAUCAACAAAGCCGCCUUCAAGCUCUUCGGAAAGCGACGCACUGGCUCCGGAAUGGCCAGCUUCUUCUCCUUCAAGAACAAAGGGGCCACGCUGAGCGGGACCAACGGCCAUUCUGACACUGGGAAUUCUGUCAAUGGGAAUGGUUCGAUGUUAUCCGUCGAGCUGGUGAGAAGCAAAACGCACGAUGGGCUCACCGGGUCGAACCACGGUGCUGACGGACAGGGACGGGAGGGGCUGUCCGCUGUGGAGACGGGAACCGGGAGAUCUCUGGGUAAAUCGCUAAGUUUCUUCUCUCUGCUGCGACGCGGGAGUCUCAGGUCAAGUGAAAACGGCGGCGGACUCGUGCGCAGAGGGAGGGGCUUGAAGGGCUUUUUCAGUAGCAUCCGCUGGCGACGCAAGGACAAAACAAACGAAGGAGACGCGGAAGAGUCGGAAGCUCAGAAAGAGAAGGACGCCAGCGCCGCAGACACCGAAACGGCAAAGGAUGUCACGCUCGCCCUUGAACCAACACGACAUUAUCGCCGGGAGGAUGGCGAGAAGACGGAAGAAGAAUCGUCCGUGGCUCACGCAGCCGGCGUUUCCUUGACGCCCGCAAUGGCCGGCCCAUCCGGCCCAUCUGCCGAGCCAGAUUCCUCCUCCCCUUACACACCCAACGACUCCCCUUUGCACGGCGCCCCCAGCAAAACCAAAGCCUCGGUCUCCAGCCUCACCCCCUCACUCGCCACAUCCCAUUUGGAGUGUUGCAGUGCCGGCGACCCUCCCUCGGAACCCUCGGUGGACCGCCUGUGUUCUCUUCUCUUCAACGACGUCACGUCCCUCAAGAGUUUUGAUUCCCUCACCGGCUGCGGGGAUAUCAUCGCCGAUGCGGAUGAGGAGACGGCAGGCAAUGGGGGCAGCGGUACCAGUAGCAGCAGCAGCGGCGGCGGCGGGGUGGCAGGGGGUGUCGCGAGACCGCUUGGAGUCACCUGCUGCGCAACUCGUGGCUCCCCGUCAAAAGUUCCUCUUUCCUGCGCGCUGACACAACCCCUGUUCACGGCAUCUUCCGGGCCGGCUUCGCUUCCUGCUCGCACCCGGGUGCCCGCCGGCCCUCAAACACCCCCAGUGGGCAGCGGGGUGGUAGCCUACAUGGGCGGCGGAGAGGAAAUGGCCAGUCCGGAGGGAGUGGACGAUGCUGACAUGCAGGGGCUUUGGCACAUGCUCCCUUCAACCGGGGACGACUCCCCGGCUUUGCCCCGAUCGCACCAACCCUCCUGCACCACACCCACCUCCGCUUACCCACUUCGCACCCUCAACUCCACCACCUGCCACCAACCCUCAGCCAAUGGAUGUGCGGAUCGUAAGACGCUCCAGGUGAAGUCUUUGGGGCUCAGUAAGAUCCCAGUAGCGGGCGGAGCAGGAAGUCGAGCGGCCAAACCCCUCCUACCGCACGGUCGUCAGCCGGCGUCGCCCGGAGACAAAGAGCCACUCAGCGACGAAGGAUACUGGGAAACCCCCUCUGCGACGCCCACGGCAACACCCGAGGAAAGUGGGCAGCGGCACAAGCACAAUAUGUCACGUGACAGUUGCUCCGGGGACCGCCUGUAUGAUCUCUACAACGAGCCAGACGGACCGGAAGGCGACGAGGACCAAAACAGUUCUUCCUCCUUGUCAACCGAAUACAAACUCAGUCCUCCUUCGUCCUCCUCGUCUUCUUCCUUCCGCUCGCUGAAAGGCAGCGCCAGCCUUCCCCGGGAAUCCAAGAUCCCGGUCAGCGCCAGACAAACGACGCCGACGCAGUCCGUGAGCCAAUCGGCACUCUCAUCCGUCCUGGAGGCGGAAUCGUUGCCGAAAUCGAAGAUCCAAGGACCUCCUCCGGCUCGCACCAGAAUUCCCGUCUCCAAGGUCCCGGUGCGUCGCUCUGGAAACAAACCGGCCCCCAGUAAGAGCGGAGCCGCGAAGAAGUAGCUCUUCUUUCUUCCCGUGCCUCAAUGGACUUGAGAGGCUGAGCCCUCUGUGCUGUUUUUACAGAGCCAAAGGUUUUCCGGAUACAAUCGAAUGGCGCCGGCUUGUUCGCCUGAGAAAAGUCACCGGGAGACUCCAACAAACCCGGAUCGUAUUCGAGCGCUCGCUGAAACUUCAACGUUGACCCUUGACAAUCCACGAGCUCGGAAAAGUUCAACUUUUCAACUACCUGCAAAAAGGCCUACCUGUGAGUUGGAGGAUUUCAAAGCUUCAUCUCAAGAGUACAUCCUGCCAAAAUAAGCUACUUUUUUUAAUAUAAAAAUCUUCUACCAAGUAACACAUUGAAAUCAAUUUUCUUAUCUCAACCAUAUCAAAACGACCUUUAAAUUGUCCCACUUUAGAGCCAAAGUAUCUCUCCUCCAAACAGACUGAAUUUUUUUUUUCUUCCACCAUGGAUUUGCACCCUGAGUACACAUUUGCAUGUGCAACCACAAAAAGAGAGCACAGACAUUUGAAGGCUUUCGAUGACGUCUCUAUUUGACAAGCCAUACACGGGGCACAAAAGGUCACACACUUUGGCACUUUGCAUGCAACGACUUCAGCUUUGGAGGACUCCAGCUUGACAUUACAACUUUCCUGAGCACUGAUGGCAUCGUGGGAAGUCGGACACACAAAUCUUUUUGGAAAAAGGGUUACUGUGUCUUUUUCUUUGAGGGGGUGUGGGCGAUAUGGAAAUCAUAAGGCAUUAAAACUGGUAUUGUACUUUACUCCCUCUGCAUUCAGGGCUGCAGAGCACAAAUGUCAGGGAACGCACACACACUCACAUGCACACGCACAAAAUUUGUAAUAGCAGGACUUUCCUUUUCUAAGAACACGUGCAAAAAGAACAUAUCUCAACGUCGCGCUUUUCUUUCAAACGAUUUUUUUAUAUGCUUCCUCCCACUGCACUGAUUCAAACUAUGGCUGCUCCAGUUUUCUAAUCCGUCCUUUGCAGUUUAAAGAAAUGCUCAGAGACUCCUUUGAAAUGAUUUAAAGAGGAGAAUGAUUUCUUCCAGACUAUGCCUGCCUCCCAAUCCGGAAAACGCAAACGGUGAAAUUCCGUCAAUGAAGUUGAAAGUGACCAUUUCGCUGAUUGAAAAGCGGUGGUGUCGUGCUAAAAAAAAGCAAAAUGGUGGAAAUGAGGGGGCUCGCGAUUUCAGCUGUGUAUGAAAAGUGAAUGUAGCUUGACAUCUUUGUAGAUCAAGGAUUAGUAUCUAUUUUUGUGUGCGUCGACAGGAUUUUACAGGAGCAAAGCAGAUGACUGUACAGUUUUUAAACCCAGCCUGUAACGCCUGCCAAUCAGCAAUCUUGUUCCAAACAUGAAGAGCCCCAAAAUGUAUUUUAAUGGUGACGCGGAUCAGGUAUUUUCUCAGCCCUCCGUCAAACAGAGGGGACUUUUAUAUGCAAAGCCAUUUUGGUCUGUGCGCAGUUUCUCUGCUCCCAACAACAAAGUGGGAGUAACACUUCCGUCACACUUGCGAUUAUUGAUCCACGACGCAUGUGUGUGUGUGCAUGUGUGUGUGUGUGAGACUUGUUGGGAAAGGGUGGUGACAGUUUGGAUAAUGCCGGUAGCCUGGUAGUUUUUUUGUGUUUUUUAAAAUAUUUAAACUUACGUUAAGCUCCGUUAUUUAUCCUCAAAGGAGGCAAAAUUUCCCUCCUUCAAGGCCACAGCAACUGUUUCUUCAAAAUGAGCAAUUACUAUUCAGUCUGUACGUUAAGCCAUUUUGUUGUGUUCUAAUGUUAUGUCGGGUAUCAUCCGAGAGACCGUUUGCACCAUCGCCCGUAUGAAAUACGGGAAAACAAGUCAGUUCCACGGCAUUAUCUGCUUUUCUGUCCACUUUCGUUACUCUUGUGCCCCAAUGUGCGAUCAUCCUCUACAAUGAAAAGGACUUUAAGUUUCUGCUUUAUUCCGUUGGACCAUCUGUCAGGCAGCGGCCUGAAACCUUUUCCGCGUUCCGUAUUUAACAAAUAAAUGUGUUUGUCGGAA